AUGUGGUACUCUUCGGUCGCGGCCGUGCUUGUCGGCGCCCUGGCCUGGGGUGCACAGGCGCAGGAUGACAUGCGACGCAUAUCGCUCCGAACACACACACUCGAGCAGGUCAGUCAAUGCGAUGGCAUGGAGGCACGUGAGGAUACGAUAUGGCUGGUUGCUAACAAUUACGGGUUGAAGCCCUAUCUCGACUCGGAUAUGCAGAGCCGAUGGUUCGACUUUGGCGGCGACACGAUUGUGCGCACCGAUUCGGCAACGACUUUCCAUGCGCUAACACGGCGACUUAGCUACGUCCGCCUGACCUCGGACCGCCCUUCGCAGAGCGGCUGGCUGUUCUCGCGUGUGCCGCUGACGGCGACCAACUGGGAGGUGGAGGUGGAAUUCAAGAUAUCGGGCAAGAACCAGCUGUUUGGCGACGGCUUCGCUAUGUGGGUGACGCGCCAGCGCGGUGAGAUGGGCCCGGUGUUUGGCAGCAGCGACAAGUUUGACGGGUUGGGCGUGUUUGUGGACACGUACAAGAAUAACCGGCCGGGCGUGGUGUUUCCGUACGUCAUGGCCAUGCACAGCGACGGCAGCAAGUAUUACGACAAGAACAAUGACGGCAAGGAUGCGGAGCUGGCGGGCUGCUCAGCGCGGGGCAUCCGACAGGCGUCGGUGCCGACCAAGCUGCGGUUGACGUACUUUCAGGACAAGUACCUGCGGCUGGAACUGCAGUACAAGAACGAGGACGAGUGGCUGACGUGCUUUAACGUGGACCGCCCGCCCCAGCUGCCCAACAUUGCGUACCUCGGCUUCAGCGCUGAGACGGGCGAGCUCAGCGACAACCACGACAUUGUCUCGGUCAAGACAUACAACCUGUACGCCAACCCGGGCUCGCCGUCGUCGCCGCAGAACAAUGCCAAUAACAAAAAGGACGGCGGCCGCGGCGGGUACAAGACGUCGUCGCAGGGUGAUGGCUCGUGGACGUGGUUCUUUACCAAGGUCAUAUUCUUCUUCAUCGCCGUCGGCGGCGCGUAUGUCGGCUUCACCGCAUACCGCGCCAAGUUCCGCAGCCACCGCUUCUAA
Messenger RNA from Cordyceps militaris CM01, 1065 nucleotides. RefSeq names its product vesicular integral-membrane protein VIP36 precursor. Gene Ontology annotation, cellular component: endoplasmic reticulum membrane; endoplasmic reticulum-Golgi intermediate compartment; Golgi membrane. Gene Ontology annotation, molecular function: D-mannose binding. Gene Ontology annotation, biological process: endoplasmic reticulum to Golgi vesicle-mediated transport; endoplasmic reticulum organization; Golgi organization. The record is from RefSeq and is a predicted model, not a curated record. Bases 1 to 1065 code for a protein of 354 amino acids. NCBI's taxonomy places the organism in Eukaryota, Fungi, Ascomycota, Sordariomycetes, Hypocreales, Cordycipitaceae. The transcript has 3 exons.